AUGGCUGAGGCGAAGGGGGCGGCUGCGCCGCUGCUGGCGCGGGAGGAUGGGAGGCGGCGUGGAGGCGGGGGAGGAGCAACCUGGGCGCAGACGCUGGGCAACGUGGUGGUGUCCAUUGUGGGCACGGGGGUGCUCGGCCUGCCCUACGCCUUCCGAGCCGCCGGCUGGGUCGCCGGAUCCCUCGGCGUCGCCGCCGCCGGAUUCGCCACGCUCUACUGCAUGCUCCUCCUCGUGGACUGUAAAGAUAAAUUGCAAGAGGAAGAAACUGAUGAACCCCAGAAUUAUACAUAUGGAGAUUUUGGUGAGAAGUGCUUUGGGACUAUAGGUCGGUGCUUGACGGAAAUUCUCAUUCUUAUCUCACAAGCGGGUGGUUCUGUAGCUUACCUAGUAUUCAUUGGUGAAAAUCUGCAUUCUGUGUUUAGCCAGUCGAUGUCAUCAGCUGGCUUCAUCUUUGCCGUCCUCUUGCCUGUGCAAAUCACGUUGUCCUUCAUUCUUUCACUAUCCUCUCUUUCACCAUUCAGUAUAUUUGCUGAUGUGUGCAAUGUCCUAGCGGUGGCAAUGGUUAUCAGAAAAGAUCUUCAACUAAUUGAUCAUCCUUUUGCAAAUAGAAGUGCUUUUAAUGGAGUUUUGGCGAUACCUUUCGCUUUUGGAGUCGCGGUCUUCUGCUUUGAAGGAUUCAGCAUGACAUUGGCACUAGAAUCAUCAAUGGCAGAACGUAGAAAGUUCCGUUGGGUACUUUCUCAAGCAGUUGUCGGCAUCAUAGUUGUGUAUGCAUGUUUUGGAGUAUGUGGGUACAUGGCCUAUGGUGAGGCUACCAAGGACAUCAUAACACUUAAUCUUCCCAAUACUUGGUCAUCUGCUGCUGUUAAGGUUGUCCUAUGCAUUGCACUAGCAUUCACAUUCCCAGUUAUGAUGCACCCGAUCCACGAGAUUGUGGAGGCAAGGCUCAGAUCAAGUGGAUGCUUCCAGAAGCUCUCCCACAGUGUUCCUUGUGCCGAAUGGCUAGGCCUGCACUCGAGCCGCAUCAUCAUGGUGACUAUUUUAACUGUGAUGGCAUCCUUCAUACCUGCAUUUGGGUCCUUCGUCUCCUUUGUUGGGUGCACAGUCUGUGCGCUGCUCUCCUUUGUGCUACCUACCUUCUUCCACCUCAACAUCGUAGGAUCGUCAAUGAGCAUAUGGAGAAGAGUGCUGGACUACGGCUUCCUUCUCUUUGGCCUUGGUUUUGCUGGUUAUGGAAUAUUCACUGCUCUCUCGUCACACUGA
Triticum turgidum subsp. durum (durum wheat) is the source of this 1263-nucleotide messenger RNA. Lineage: Eukaryota; Viridiplantae; Streptophyta; Magnoliopsida; Poales; Poaceae. The record is from the annotation of a GenBank genome assembly.